Molecule: messenger RNA, 696 nt
Organism: Ipomoea triloba (trilobed morning glory)
Lineage: Eukaryota; Viridiplantae; Streptophyta; Magnoliopsida; Solanales; Convolvulaceae
Product: TMV resistance protein N-like
Exons: 4
Coding region: 1-696 (231 amino acids)
Biological process (GO): signal transduction
Source: RefSeq, a predicted model, not a curated record
AUGACAAGCCUAGUGUCGAAGCGCGGAGCUCCGAUGGUGCGGCGGCCGGCGGCGACGUGCGUCGACGUUUUCAUAAACCACAGAGGCGUGGACACGAAGCGGACGGUGGCGUCGCUGCUGUACGACCGGCUGGCCCGGUUCAGGAUCCGGUCGUUCUUGGACAACAAGAACAUGAAACCGGGCGACAAGCUGUUCGAGAAGAUCGACGGCGCUAUCGCCAAAUGCAAGGUAGGCGUCGCCGUUUUCUCGCCGCGCUACUGCGAGUCCUAUUUCUGUCUCCACGAAUUGGCGCUUUUCAUGGAGUCCAAGAAGAAGGUCAUCCCCAUCUUCUGCGACGUUAAGCCGUCGGAGCUCCGGGUGGUCGACAAUGGGACCGUUCCGGUUCACGAAAUCGACCGGUUCAACUCCGCCCUAGAGGAGGCCAAGUACACUGUUGGCCUUGCCUUCAACUCUCAAGAAGGGAACUGGUCAGAUGUUGUGACAAAUGCUACAGAUAUUGUGAUAGAGAGUUUGAUAGAGAUAGAGGGGGAGAAGCAAAUAAAAAAAAAAAAAAUUCAAGAUAAUAGCAAUUUACUCCGAAAUGAGACGUCACAUUGUUUGGUAAAUGUUUUAUUGGCCUUGGCUGAUUGGGUCAAUAAGCUGAAAAUUGAAAAGCUAAUGAAUGUAGCUUUUUUAUCAGCUGGUUGGGAUCAAUGA